AUGUCGGGCGCCAACGGGGACCUGGACUUGCCGGUGGAGGUGGGCGCAGAAGGCGAGGACGACGGCUUCGGGGAAGCAGAAUAUGCUGCCAUCAACUCCAUGUUGGACCAGAUCAACUCCUGUCUAGACCACCUAGAGGAGACGAAUGACCACCUCCAUGCCCGCCUCCAGGAGCUGCUUGAGUCCAACCGGCAGACACGUCUUGAGUUCCAGCAGCAGCUUGGGGAGGCCCCUCCUGAUGCCAGUCCUUAG
Nyctereutes procyonoides (raccoon dog) is the source of this 252-nucleotide messenger RNA. RefSeq names its product bublin coiled-coil protein-like. Lineage: Eukaryota; Metazoa; Chordata; Mammalia; Carnivora; Canidae. The record is from RefSeq and is a predicted model, not a curated record. The transcript has a single exon. Bases 1 to 252 code for a protein of 83 amino acids.